AUGAGUAUAAGUAAUGAAGAGCUUGAUUUAACAAAUAUGUUAACUAUUUUUAAUGAGGAGGAAGAGAAUAGAGUCGAUGUAGAUGAAGAAUUAUUACGGCUAAUGGAGGAGAGUUUAUAUAAAGUAUUAGACUAUUAUUGGGAUGCACUUCUUGAUUGUUUUUUAAUUGCAAUAUUACUUGAUCCACGUUGUAAGUCAAUGAAAAAAUUAGAUAGUUGGGAACAUAAUAAGGCUAUUGAUCUUUUGCGAGAAAAAUAUGAUUUACUUAGCAUUAGAAAUAAAACACCAUUAUGUAUUGAAAAUAGAGACCAACUAGCUUCUACUAAGCAUGAUCUUCUACUUAGAUAA
Dentiscutata erythropus is the source of this 348-nucleotide messenger RNA. The record is from the annotation of a GenBank genome assembly. NCBI's taxonomy places the organism in Eukaryota, Fungi, Glomeromycota, Glomeromycetes, Diversisporales, Gigasporaceae.